Hordeum vulgare subsp. vulgare (domesticated barley) is the source of this 4330-nucleotide messenger RNA. RefSeq names its product receptor like protein kinase S.2-like. Gene Ontology annotation, biological process: protein phosphorylation. Gene Ontology annotation, molecular function: ATP binding; protein kinase activity. The record is from RefSeq and is a predicted model, not a curated record. The transcript is spliced from 15 exons. Lineage: Eukaryota; Viridiplantae; Streptophyta; Magnoliopsida; Poales; Poaceae. Bases 497 to 4171 code for a protein of 1224 amino acids.
CUACAAACUUAUACUACAAACCACUACAGUCAACGUCAUUUGUCUUCCCCCGCAAAAACAAUAUCAGUUUACUUGUUCAUGGUACUGAUUACACUGUAUAUUUUGUAUAUUUUGCAGGAGGCCAGUAGUUAGAGUUAUAUAUAGAUAGAGAAAAAAUUGCCAAAUGAUCCCUCUAGGUGCAACUUGCUCAUCGAUCGAACCAACUAAACCCCACAUAAUUAACUACUUGCUUAUGAAUAUAGGAUUGUGAGUUAUAGAAAAACCUCAAGAAAUAAAAUAGGCCUAUAGAGAAUAAAUAGUAACGUGCCUCAGUUAACGUAUUUACAAGUUGGAUUUGACAUUAUUCACCCAGUUUUUUUGUUUCUCAUUGUACAAACCAUGUUUGGAUUUCAAACUUCAGAAAUUUUCAUCGCCUUUUCGAUGCUCUUUUAAACUUUCUUUCAUACAUUGCAUGCUAUAGUCUUCACUAUGUUCUUCAGGUUCUUGUACUGUUACGAUGGUGAUUGGACUUGUCAUCGCACUAGUUGCAUUGGCAGCUGGUUGGUUUUGGCACCGGAGGUACAUGUCACGGUGGCAGCAUAAAAUGCAAGACUUACCAAAAAGAAAGGAAAUUGGAGGCCAUCCACAUAGGAGAAGCCUCGCGCCAAUAUCUCUAAAUCCUACCACCAUAGCAAUAGGCGAUAUAGCAUCAAACAAAGGGCACAACACACCAAAACAACGCCUUCAAGAAGGAAUUGCCGCUCCAAAACAAGUGAAGCAUAUGGGCCAGAUUCAAGUAAUACCCGGCACCUCCAAUGCAACCACCACACCCUCGACUGCAAGCAUAGAAAAGGAAAAUGGUCAACAAAGUUAUUCCAAAGUAGAUGUUCCAAGGAGUUUCCCUUAUGAGGAAUUGUCACAAGCAACAGGUAACUUCAACGAGAACAGAAAGCUUGGAGAGGGUGCUUCUGGUGCUGUCUACGAAGGUACACUUGCAGGCAUAGAUACAAGCGUGGCAAUAAAAAGGAUCAAGGAAACGUCAUCAGAUCAAACAAAAAAGGCCUUUGUUAACGAAAUUAAAAUAAUGAGCCAGCUGCAUCAUCGGAACAUUUUAAGUCUAAAGGGUUGGUGUGAGGAAGACAAACAUCUACUGCUUAUCUAUGAAAUAAUGGAGAACGGUAGCCUUGAGGACCAUCUUUACCCGGAGAAUGGUGCCAUGGAUACUGCAGUUUAUGGUGAAACAGACAAUGACGCACGUCCGGCUUCACACCUAAGUUGGUUGGUAAGGCACAACAUAAUAAUUGGUAUAGCCUCCGGUCUAGCAUACCUCCAUAAGGAAUGUCGGGUUGUCAUUGUGCAUAGGGAUCUCAAGCCAGCUAAUGUAAUGCUGGACAGGAACUGGAAUGCUAAACUGGUCGACUUUGGGCUGGUGACGCAACUCAGUCAUACCCAAACCUCGCGUAAUAUGGACAAUAUCCGUGGGACUAGAGCAUACAUCGACCCCGCAUAUCUGGAGAGUGGCAAGGUAUCUGAGCAAUGUGAUGUCUACAGCUUAGGCGUGGUACUGCUUGAGAUUGUCUGUGGUACAAAACCAUCCAUCCUGCAAAGUAGUGAUAAGCACAGCCUUAUUGAGAUGGUCCAGGACUGUGAUCGGAGCAACAGAAUUCUUGAUGCAGCUGAUAAAGGGCUCAGGGGGCAGUUCGAUAAGAAGAUCGAAGCUGUGUUGCGGCUCGGGCUCCAGUGUGUCCUCCCAGAUCACCAUAAUCGUCCACAUGCUGGAAGAGUGAGGGAUCGCUUAAUGGAGCUGCUGGAGAACGGGAAGGUAGCUUUCUCAACCCCCCAACCAAGUGAAGAGCAAUUCGGUACUCGUACAGUUACACCAGUUCCGGCGGCUUCAUUACCAGCAGGUUGGUUUUGGCGCGGCAGACACAAGUCACAGAGAAAACAUAAAACACAAGGUACAAGCACAGAAAAGGAAAAUGGUCAACAAAGUUAUUCAGAAGUGAACGUUCCAAGGCAUUUUACUUAUGAGGAAUUGGCACAAGCAACUAGUAACUUCAACGAGUAUAGAAAGCUUGGAGAGGGUGCUUUUGGUGCUGUCUAUGGAGGUACACUUGCAGGCAUAGAUAGGACUGUGGCGAUUAAAAAGAUCCGAGAAACAACAUCAAACCAAACAAAAAUGGCCUUUCAUAAUGAAAUUAAAAUUAUGAGGCAGAUGCAUCAUCGGAACAUUUUAAGUCUAAAGGGUUGGUGUGAGGAAGACAAGCAUCUACUGGUCAUCUACGAAAUGACGGAGAACGGUAGCCUUGAGGACCUUCUUUACCCUAAGAAUGGUGCCAUGGAUACGGCAGUUCAUUUUGGAACAUACAAUAACACACGUCCAUCUUCACCCCUAAGUUGGUUGACAAGGCGCAAUAUACUAAUUGGUAUAGCCUCUGGUCUAGCAUACCUCCAUAAUGAAUGUCCGGCUGCCAUCGUGCAUAGGGAUCUCAAGCCAGCUAAUGUAAUGCUGGACAGGAACUGGAAUGCUAAACUGGCCGAUUUUGGGCUGGUGACGCAAGUCAGGCAUACCGAAACCUCACGCUUUACGGACAAUGUCAUCGGGACAAGAUCAUAUAUCGAUCCAGCUUAUAUGGACACAGGCAAAGUAUCUGGGCAAUGUGAUGUCUACAGCUUAGGCGUGGUGUUGCUUGAAACUAUUUGCGGUGAAAAGCCAAUCAUCCUGCAAGGUGGCAACAAGAACAGCCUUAUUGAGAAAGUCCGAGAAUGUGAUGAUAACAAUAGAAUUCUCGAUGCAGCCGACAAAGGUCUCAAGGGGCAGUUCGACAAGGAGAUCAAAGCUGCGUUGCGGCUCGGGCUCCAGUGUGUCUCCCCAGAUAAUCGUCCACAUGCCGGAAGAGUGAGGGAUCGCUUAACGAAACUGCUGGAGUAUGGGAAUACAUCAGAAGAAACUAAAGAAGCUAGCACCGUGAACCUGGAGGCUUUAUCUCGCAGGUGCAUACUGCAAGGUGAAGGAUCGAUAAUGGCAACUCAAACCUAUGGAUUCGAUGAAGCCCCACAGUCCGCAGGCUCUAUGCUCUCCAGCUCAAGCAGAGACAAUGACAUGGCUAGCAAAUUGCAAAAUACAACAUGUCUAACGAUCCGAGUACUGCAAGAAAUCACCGAUAAUUUCUCCGAGAAGCGGAAAAUUGGCCAAGGCGCUUGUGGAAAGGUCUAUCGGGCAGAGCUUCAAAACGGAAAAGAAAUUGCUGUGAAGGUUCUUUACAAUAAUGUGGUAAUGAUUGAUGAUGUACAAUUCCAACGUGAAUUUGAAAACCUUAUGAGGCUGGAGCAUCACAACAUUGUAAGGUUAGUUGGCUAUUGCUAUGAAACACAACAUCAACCUAUUCAGCACAUGGGAGGAAUAGUUUUUGCUGAAAUGACAUACAAAGCGCUCUGUUUCGAGUAUAUGCAAAAUGGAAGCCUUGAAGAACACCUUUCUGAUGAAGGUGAUGGACUUGAGUGGCACACAUGUUACAACAUUAUCAAGGGGGCCUGGAAGGGUUUACAAUACCUUCAUAAAGGAUCUGAUAAACCAAUUUACCAUUUAGACCUGAAACCAGGCAAUAUAUUGUUAGACAAGAACAUGGUACCAAAGCUUGCGGAUUUUGGUUUAUCAAAGCUCAUGGGUGAUCAACAAUCCAUAAUCACAAAAACUCUUAUGGGAACAAUUGGAUACAUGCCAAAGGAAUACUUCAUUGGAAACAUCGUGUCGAACAAGUUUGACAUAUUCAGCUUGGGUGUUGUAAUGAUAAAGAUAAUUGCAGGCCGUGAAGGCCAUUCAAAAAGUGUCGACAUGUCCCGCCGGAAGUUUCUUGAUCUGGUACAAAGAAACUGGAGGGACAAGAUGCAGGAAACAUGUCUAGCUAGGAGGCUGCUGGAAGCAUACUGCAAACAAGUUAACGUGUGCACUGAGAUUGCACUGAGUUGCAUGGAUACUGAUAGACACAAAAGGCCAAAUAUAGUGGAUAUCAUCCAUCAACUAAAUGGCACCGAAGCUGUGAUUGACAGGGUGAGGUCGGACGCAUUGACAAGAAGCGAAGUGGCUUUAGGUCAUGACACCACAAGGGCAUCACGAAGAGGUGGAGGAGAUGCCGCGCACCGGCUCGGCACGGCAUGGGGAUGGAGAUGGAGAGAACAACGAAAGCUGUAGCAUCGACUAGCCAUGCUGCCUGCAGAGACAUGCCGCAUGCUGUUGAUACAUUGUGUCAAAUUUUAUACAGUUUUGCUAUAACUCAGCUAGCUGAGCUGAGAUAAUUUUUGAUCUCACUCGUUUAUAUCAGCCGUCAGAUAUUUGCCGCGUCGUGAUUCA